UGUAUUUGUGUUGUGGGAUUUGCAGUUGUGUUGUGGGAUUUGCAGUUGUGUUGUGGGAUUUGUAUUUGUGGUGAGCCUUCUGCGCCACCGUAUAUACCGGAUAUAAUAUACAAGCAAAGAUUGACGUUCCGUUGCUAUGCGCAACAAGUGGCGUGUAAUUUGUUGUGUACGUUCACUUCCACAAGUUUCUGGGCGCGACACGUCGAAUGCCGGAGGCCUAAUAGUAAUAAGAUUUUCAUGAUGUAUGAUGACGACAUAGAAGGCGAAAACGGCCCCAAAAGCUCAUUUUCAAUAUACUUAGCCGAGGGCGAUGCAUUAUUCAAACAAGGAGAGUACAAAAAAGCGCUGGAGAGUUAUAGCACGGCACUAGAGAUUCAACCAACAGACAAGAAUGCACUAGUGGCAAGAUCCAAAUGCUACUUGCAACUAGGUGAUGCACAGGCUGGACUUCGAGAUGCUGAGGCUGCUCUGGCAACAGAUAAAGACUUCAAUAAGGGUCUGUAUCAGAAAGCGGAAGCUCUUUAUGCAAUGGGUAACUUUGAGUUUGCUCUUGUGUUCUACCACCGUGGUCACAAACUUCGACCGGAAUUGCAGGAAUUUCGCCUAGGAAUUCAAAAAGCUCAAGAAGCCAUUGAUAAUGCUAUUGGAAGUCCAUCUUCUGUGAAACUGAGAAGUAGGGGGGAUAGUUCCUUUCUUGCUACCCAGCAGGCAGCAAGAAAGAGUAAUAUAGUAUCAACUGCUGCCAGAAUGCAGGCGACAGCUGGAAUAUCUAUGAAGACAAGCAGAGAUCCCCCUGGUGGAGUUAAAAGUGACAAAACAAUCAAACAACUCCUAGGAGAACUGUAUGCUGACAAAGAAUAUCUAGAAAAAUUGCUAAGAAAUGAUGAAUUAACCAAAACUAAGACGGAGACAAGUGUCAAGAUCUGUGAGUUGAUUAAUGAAGGUCUCCACUACUUGGAUACAAGGACUGAGUUCUGGCGUCAACAGAGACCAAUUUAUGCGAGAAAGCGUGACAGUGCCAAUGCCAGAAGAGGGCGCCUCAGAGUGAAACCAGUGGCUGCCUAUAGUCGUGCUGUCAGGGCCAUUAUGAAAGUUCUAGAAGAAAUUGAUUAUGAGCAAGCAAAGGGCAAGUACCAGACCAGUUUGAAAAAAGCACAGAACCUGAUAAAGCCUAUUCAGAACCUAUCCGAGAAGGAGUGCUCUAACAAAGCAGAACUCCAAUGCACACUGUACAGCUACAUAGGGAAUGCAUACCUGGAGCUGGGAAAUCGAGACAAAGCUUUGCAGUUCCACAAGAAAGAUCUGGAAAUAUCACAGGCCAAUGGUUUGGCAGAAAGCAAAUCAAGAGCAAUGGACAACCUGGGAAGAGUCUACGCUCGUUUUGGAAUGUUCAAGAAUGCUAUAAAAAUAUGGGAGGAAAAGUUACCGUUUGCACAGACAGAGAUGGAGAAGACCUGGUUGUACCAUGAGAGUGGCCGAUGUCUGCUGGAGUUAACCCAGUAUGAGCUGGCACUCGAAUAUGGCCAGCUGUCCCUUGACCAUGCAAUGAAAGCAGACGAUGAAGUCUGGGUGAUGAAUGCAAGUGUUCUAAUUGGUCAGUCGCAAGUAAAACUUGGCGACUACAGGGCAGCUGAGGAAUACUUUCAGCGAGCGCUCGACAUCACCGAGUUGCUGGGUGACAGGGAGGCACAGGCAGCCAUUGUCAGUGCACUUACAGAUGUCCAGUGUCGGCGGGAAGGACAUGUUGCCACGACUGAAUAUAAUAAGGAGUCUGUGGGCAGUGCGGCAACCGAUUCCGUCGCAGAGGAUUUCAUGACACUCUCAGUCAGCAAUGGAACGAGCAGCCAUCCCGCAGAAGUUUCUGCUAAAUCUGACACUAACAGUAACAGUGUCAUCACUGCUCCCCGAUUGCGCAACAACAUGGCAGACGCUCAACAUGCUAUCGCCCCCAUUAAGUGUCACAACUGUGAUGAGUUUUGGGACUGAGGAACACGGAAAGACUUCACAGCCUAAAGUCUGGAAGCCUGUAUAUCACUCAUUAGGCCUACAGAAGUUACAAAUCGCCUAGGUAAC
Priapulus caudatus is the source of this 2073-nucleotide messenger RNA. RefSeq names its product tetratricopeptide repeat protein 25-like. The coding region runs from base 238 to 1986 and encodes 582 amino acids. The record is from RefSeq and is a predicted model, not a curated record. Gene Ontology annotation, cellular component: cytoplasm. NCBI's taxonomy places the organism in Eukaryota, Metazoa, Priapulida, Priapulimorpha, Priapulimorphida, Priapulidae. Gene Ontology annotation, molecular function: protein binding. The transcript is spliced from 12 exons.